Molecule: messenger RNA, 1692 nt
Organism: Notolabrus celidotus (New Zealand spotty)
Lineage: Eukaryota; Metazoa; Chordata; Actinopteri; Labriformes; Labridae
Gene: tmed1b
Product: transmembrane p24 trafficking protein 1b
Exons: 5
Coding region: 64-822 (252 amino acids)
Biological process (GO): intracellular protein transport; endoplasmic reticulum to Golgi vesicle-mediated transport; Golgi organization
Cellular component (GO): endoplasmic reticulum; Golgi apparatus; endoplasmic reticulum-Golgi intermediate compartment
Source: RefSeq, a predicted model, not a curated record
AUUGUCCUCGUUCUGGGGCCUCUGACCAAUCACAGCGUCACAAAGUUCUGCUACGGAAGAGGGAUGCAGAGGAGAUGGCUGAACUUAGAUAGCCCUGUGUUUGUGAAUAUCCUGACCAUGGAGCUCUUCCAGAGGAGAGCUGGGAGCACAGGACGGCUGCUCGCCCUGGUCCUGGUUUUCGGGUCUUGUUUGGGGUCUGUGAGGUGUUUCGGACAGAACCUGGACAGCGAGUUCACGUUUCUGCUGGCAGCAGGAAGAGCUGAGUGUUUCUUUCAAACGGCAUUAAAGAAUGGCACCAUGGAGGUCGAAUAUCAGGUGAUAGCGGGCGCAGGUAUGGAUGUAGACUUCACCGUUUUCACUCCCCAAGGCAUCGGGAUCGUCAUGGAGUCACGGCGCUCUGAUGGAGUCCACGUGGUGGAGCCCACAGAGGCGGGGGACUAUCAGAUCUGUUUUGACAACAGCUUUAGUCGCUUCUCAGAGAAAACAGUGUUCUUUGAGAUCAUCAUCGAGGGCCAAGGAGGAGAUGUGGGUGGAGACGAUGAGUGGACAGGACUGGAUGAACCUGAUGGAAGCCUUCUGGAGUACAAGCUGGAGGACAUCAGGGAGUCCAUGGACUCUCUGCACAGACGCUUGGAGCGCAGCCGGCAGAUGCAGACGGUGCUGCGGGCGUUUGAAGCACGGGACCGAAACCUUCUUGAAGACAACCUGUGGAGGGUCUCAUUCUGGUCCUGUGCCAGUGUGCUGGUGAUGCUGUGUGUGGCCCUCACACAGGUCUACACUGUCCGUAAACUGUUUGAUGAUAAGCGGAGAGUCUGCACAUAAAGACACGUGAGACAACCAGGAAGGAGCACACUCCAUCUCUAAAUGUUUGGAAGGUUACCCGCUCUGAGAAAGUUCCAUUAGCUCUCAUUUUGUCUACACUCCCACCUGCUGUUUGUGAGCAAUAAUGAACUAUUACCACAACAGGAAUGGUGACCAGACGAGUUAAAGGAAGUGAGGGUUGUUUAUGUCAUUUCAUUUGGGGCCCUUUAUGUCGAAUGUCACCGCAGACCAAUGAGCAAACUCCUUCUAAGGAAAAGCGUACAUGUUGUCGUCUCCCUGCCAUCCUACAGCUCUGAAGCUGAUGAGAGGCUUUUGAACUUUUUUUUAAAGGGGAACUGUUUCUUGUUUAAGGUUUCGGGUUUUACAAACCUAAAAAGGUAAUCCGCAGAAAAACACACCUUCCAGUUUACAGGGCACAGCAGCGUGCUGUUCCUCCUCACAGUUUAGGAUUGGUCCUUUAGGUUUGUGUUUUACUUUGCUCACAAGUUAUUCAUAGUUGGUGUUUUUGAAGUUACUGAUUUAUUUUUAUGUGCCAUUUGAUUCUACGCUGACAUACAAGAAUGUAGGAUAAGAAAAGUGGGAGGAUUAUGAUUAAUAAUGAACUAAUGAUCGGAGCUUCUUCUGUGUAGGACAUACGGGUCAGUCAUUCAGAUAUGUGUCAGGAUCAUCGGUGUGAACACACACUGAUCAAAUGUGUUUAAAGCUUCUAGAUGAUCAUCUUUUAGAUGCACAGAAGAACGUGAUAUUUGCUCUAGCUCAGACAGCCACUGAGUGAUUUGUUUGUUUUCAUUUUUUUUAUAGUAUAAAUAAAAAGCAGGUUUUCAUGGGUGUCAUUAAUGUUAAUAAAUGCGGUUUUUACACACAAAAAAC